AUGGACCCCAUCAACGGAGGAAACAGUCUCAAUAAUCCUAACCUUGCCUCAAAACAGCGACUGCGUUGGACACACGAGCUUCAUGAACGCUUUGUCGAUGCUGUGGCACAACUUGGUGGGCCAGAUCGUGCGACACCAAAAGGUGUUUUGAGAGUGAUGGGUGUACAAGGUUUAACCAUAUACCAUGUAAAAAGCCAUUUACAGAAAUAUCGACUUGCAAAAUACCUACCCGACUCCUCAUCUGAUGCUGACAAGAAAGAACCUGGGGAUGUGCUUUCCAAUUUGGAUGGUUCAUCUGGAAUGCAAAUUACAGAAGCACUCAAGCUGCAGAUGGAGGUGCAGAAGCGACUGCACGAGCAAUUAGAGGUACAGAGACAGCUGCAGUUACGGAUUGAAGCACAAGGUAAAUACUUGAAGAAAAUUAUAGAAGAGCAACAACGACUUAGUGGAGUUCGUUCAGAAGCACCUGGCUCUGGGCACUUAGCUCGUUUGUCAGAUGACAAUUGCCCAGAAUCUGAUAACAAGACUGACCCGGCAACCCCUGCCCCGACCUCUGAGUGCCCCCUCCAAGACAAGGCUGCCAAGGAAUGUACACCAGCCAAGAGCCUUUCCAUUGAUGAAUCUUUCUCAUCUCAUCAUGAACCCUUGACUCCAGAUUCUGCUUGUCAUGUUGAUUCUCCAGCCGAGAGUCCAAAAGCAGAGAGGUCGAUGAAGAAGCAGCGAGUUAUCAUGGGUGAAGCAUUCGCUGAUCCAGAAGUGGUGCUUACACACCAGAUACUAGAGUCGAGCUUAAACUCUUCAUAUCAGCAAGCACACACGACUUUCUUGCCUAGGGAGCAGUUUGAUCCCUCAUCCGGGAUUUCAUUCAGGAAUGAAAAUAUAUUGGAAAAAGUUGCGGGCAGUGACAUGUAG
This is a messenger RNA of Prunus armeniaca (apricot), 912 nucleotides long. Lineage: Eukaryota; Viridiplantae; Streptophyta; Magnoliopsida; Rosales; Rosaceae. The record is from the annotation of a GenBank genome assembly.